GUGAGGCGGGGGAGCGAAAUGGAGGCGGGAGGAGCGGAGCGGAGGCGGAACGGGGGCGAUGGCUGAGGCGGGGGUGGAGGCGGGAAGGCGGAGCGGAGGCGGAGGCGGAGGCGAUGGCGGAAGCGGAGGUGGAGGGAACGGAGGCGAUGGCGGGAGCGGAGGCGGAGGCGAUGGCAGAGGUGGAGGUGGAGGGAACGGAGCGGAACGCAGCGGAGGCGGGGGGAGGCGGGAAGGCGGGAGGACGCGGGUAAAAGGCGAUGGCGGAGGCGAUGGCGGAGCGGUGGCAGGGGGAGCGGAGCGGUGGCAGGGGGAGCGGAGCGGAGGCGGGGGGAGCGGAGCGGAGGCGGAGCGGGGGAGGGAGGAGGCGGGGAGAGGGGAGAGGAGGAGGCGGGAGGAGGCGGGAAGGAGGCGGGAAGGAGGCGGGGGAGGGGAGGCGGAAGUGGCGGCAGCAGGCGGAGGCGGGCAGAGGCAAGCGGAGGCGGAGGAGGAGCGGAGGUGGAAGCGGGGGAAGCAGGGCGGAAGCGGGGGAAGCAGGGCGGAAGCGGGGGAAGCAGGGCGGAGGAGCGGAGGCGGAAGCGGGGGAAGCAGGGAGCGAAGGCGGGAGGCGGAGUCGGAAGCAGAGACGGGAGUGAAGGCGGGAGGCGGAGGCGGAGGCGCAGGCCCAGGUGCAGGCGGAGGCGCAGGCACAGGGGGAAGUGGAGGCGGAGGCGGAGGCGGAGGCGGAGUCGAAGGCGGAGGUGGAGGGGAUGAUGUGAGGCGGGAGCGGAGGCGGGAGUGGAGGCGGGAGCGGAGGCGGGAGCGGACGCGGGAGCAGAGGUGGGAGCGGAGGCGUGAGGCGGUGGCGGGCGGUGGAGGCGGUGGCGAUGGCGGGAGGCGGAGGCGGAGGCGGGAGGCGGAGGCGGGGGCGAUGGUGGAGGCGCAGGGAGAAGUGGAGGCGGAGGCGGGGGCGGAGGUCGAGGCGAUGAUGGGAGGCGAGAGCAGGAACGGUGGCGGGAGCAGAGGAGGGAGCGGAGGGCGUGUCAAGACGAAGACUGUCAGGUGGUUUCCGGACCUGCGUCAAUGUUGUACAAGCGGAGGGGAGAAGCAGAACCAUCUACCGAAGGUCAGCGCAAAUGGUGAGACGAACGUCGAUGUCUAUUUGUUUCCGAAGCGUCCUCGAUCGAACACGACAACAAGAACGGUUAUUGUGCCAUGCCGAGCAGCAAACACAGUGAUAGGUCUCUGCGCAACCGACAAAAUGGGGAGUAGAAUCCAGAUAGAGCGCCCAAGGAAGCGCCAGUGCUCGAACGCUGAAGGCGAACAAUCCAGAGAGAGAGACGAUGUACAAGACAUGGGCGAGAAGUUUGUUGUGAAAGAAAUGCUCUGCGGCAGCAUGGCGCAAGAAUUGCGUGACAACGGCACUGAGGAAGAGAAACCCAAUGACGACGAUGAUGAGGAGGGCGAAUCGAGCGACGACGAUGAUGAGGAGGAGGACACGAGCGAGGAUGCCGAUUCAGAAGACACAGACUCUGAGGAUGAUAAAGGGAAGAACGAGUCGAGAAUUGAUGUCGACAUGUUCAAGAAGAGUCUAUCUGGAGAUCUUUUAGGAGAAGCGAAGCAGAUAAUAGCGCAGGAGGUGAGAAGAGGACUAUACAGCAAAUCAAGCAAGAGUGAGAAACCUCCUUACAACUUGGGAAAGCGCAGCAGGAACGUACGUAUGUACAACAAGAAAGCUAACUACCACGUGAACAUGAAGAAGGUCGAACUAGUUCUGAAGGAAGAUUGCUGCAAGGCCAACUGUUACAGGAAGUUCACGGCGGUAGAUGUUUUCUACAAGCGCGAAGCGUUUUGGGCGAUGAAACAACUUGAGCAACUCAACUUCUUUCUCGCAGAGAUGAGGGCUGCGUCGUACUUUUCGGAUGAGGGAGAUUUAGAGGUGUUAAGAGUGACAUUCAACAGCGUAAAGGUUUGCACAAAAGCGUGGGGAAAGCUGUACGGAUGCUCGACUACACAUGUUGCAAAGAUACGCAAAGAAUUCAGAGAAGGAAUGGUGUUUAGUGCAACAAGAUGACGGGGAUGGCUUGCAGCCACUCGAAUACUACAAUAAACGCAUGCCCAGUGA
This is a messenger RNA of Chara braunii, 2101 nucleotides long. Lineage: Eukaryota; Viridiplantae; Streptophyta; Charophyceae; Charales; Characeae. The record is from the annotation of a GenBank genome assembly.